CUGCGGGCAGCGGCGCGCGCCUGGAUUGGGGCGGGGAUGAGGCCGCUGGGCGGACCAUGUCCCCGGCAGCCUUUCUCCAGGACGGAGCCUUGCCAUUCACCCCUCUGCACGUGCUCCUGGCGCCGCAGUUAAGCAGGUGAACCUGACCCGACGCAGAAUGGAGACAUCCAUGGGGGCUCUCGGUGGAGUGUGAGGAGUGUCGAUAUAGGUUCAGGCAUGAUGGAAGGCUUGGGGUGGAACUUAAUAAAGUUGGGGAGGGGGAAGCUUUUUUAUUUACUCAAGUGACAUUUUCUACAGCGCCUGAAGUCGCGUGCACCGAACGGCAAGGAUGCGCUGACUGACAGCUCUGCCCUUAAAGAGCGUAAUGUUUACUUAGGCUCAGGACUAGCGGACGCGAGAGCAUAGCCAUAACUUUGUGAAGUGCAAUGAUGGAGGGUUCUUAGUGGGAACCUUUAAAGUAUGGGGGCCUUUUAAAAAGGGAAUCUUUGUCCAUUGAUGAAUGAAGGAUGUUGCCUUUCAAGGUGGGGGUGACAUAUGAGCUACAGUAUUAGUUACCGGGGCCAAGGAAAUAAGUCCAUUAGAAGUAUAAACUGUUGUUCGUUGCUCGUCACCAGCUACGUAGCAGAGUGGUAAAGAGAGAGAAGUAGGCUGAUGGACCAGAGAAAACAGACUUGAGGACACUAUAGCUUGGAAGAGGAAUUAAACAGUUUAAAAGUAAAGAGGCAGAAUUAGAUUGUUUUUUAAUAGAAAGUAAAAUGAAGGAAGGACUCGAGAGCAAUAAGACUGGAGUUAAUAAGAAUCUGUUGGAAUAUUAAAUGAUUAAGAAACUAAUCUAGUGUCAGCAGUAAGAGAACAGGAUAGAGUGGCAAUGUAGGAGGUGAGAACAAAUCUAGAUUGUGAUAAGCAUUUCAUUUUUCUGCGUAAGAAAACCUGGAAAGGAUGAGAUUUCUUCAACUUCAUGUUUAAAGAGUGGUGAGACACUGGAACUGGAGAGUUGGCUCACUGGUUACGAACACUGCUCUUCCAGAGGACCUGAAUUUGGCGCCCAGCAGCUGUGUCAGGAUACUGCCUACAGCCAUUGGUAACCCCAGCUCCAGGGGUGCCUACACUUCUGGCCUCCGUUGGCACAAGGCCUCCCUUACUUUUGAAAUAAAGUCUUUACUAUCGGUGUUUGGAGGGCAGUUCACUAACAGUCAGGAAACUUAUGGAAAGUCUCCAUUUUGGAUUCUUAACAUUCCCUCUGAAGAUAUUGCAAGAAACUUAAUGAAACGGACUGUGUGUGCCAAGUCUAUAUUUGAACUAUGGGGUCAUGGAAAAUCUCCCGAGGAGCUGUAUACUUCUCUUAAAAGUUACCCCGUGGAGAAGAUGGUUCCAUAUCUGCAUUCAGAUUCGACAUAUAAAAUAAAGAUUCACACAUUUAAUAAAACAUUAACUCAAGAAGAAAAAGUGAAACGAAUUGAUGCACUUGAAUUUCUGCCGUUUCAAGGAAAAGUGAACUUAAAGAAACCACAGCAUGUAUUCUCCAUUUUGGAGGACUAUGGUUUGGACCCAAACUCUAUCCCCAAGGAUCCACAUAAUAUUUAUUUUGGCAGAUGGAUUGCAGAUGGACAAAGAGAGCUAAUUGAGUCAUACAGUGUCAAAAAGAGACAUUUUAUUGGAAAUACAAGUAUGGAUGCUGGUUUAUCAUUCAUCAUGACCAACCAUGCAAAAGUGAAAGAAAAUGAUCUUGUCUUUGACCCCUUUGUUGGAACAGGUGGCCUCCUUAUAGCAUCUGCUCACUUUGGUGCAUAUGUGUGUGGGACAGACAUAGACUACAAUACAGUUCAUGGCUUGGGAAAGGCUAGUAGAAAAAACCAGAAAUGGCGUGGACCAGAUGAAAACAUCAGGGCAAAUCUUCGUCAGUAUGGCUUAGAGAAGUUUUACCUUGAUGUCUUGGUUUCAGAUGCGUCUAAGCCUUCCUGGAGGAAGGGAACAUAUUUUGAUGCAAUCAUCACAGAUCCUCCAUAUGGUAUCAGAGAAUCUACAAGAAGAUCAGGUUCACAGAAGGACAUACCAAAGGGAAUAGAAAAAUGUCCAGAAAGCCACGUUCCUGUUUCCUUGAGUUAUCACCUGAGUGACAUGUUUUUUGACCUGUUAAAUUUUGCAGCUGAGACCCUUGUACUGGGUGGAAGACUAGUCUAUUGGCUACCAGUAUAUACACCAGAGUACACUGAGGAGAUGGUGCCGUGGCACCCUUGCCUGAGACUCAUUAGCAACUGUGAACAGAAGCUUUCCAGUCACACAGCAAGGCGCCUGAUCACCAUGGAAAAGGUGAAGGAAUUUGAGAACCGGGACAAGUAUUCACACCUGCUGAGUGAUCAUUUUCUGCCGUACCAAGGACAUAAUUCUUUCCGUGAGAAAUAUUUUAGUGGUGUAACAAAAAGAAUUGCCAAGGAAGAAAAAUGCAGCCACGAGUGAAAACUCUGAUGCUGACAAUCAGGAAAGAAGGAGCGUUUUAUAAAAAGGCUUUGGAUGGGAAUUUGUGCAUAUGAUUAAAAAACCUGUGCUGAUUUACAAUUUUUAUAUAAAUAACUGCUAUUAAUCAAAAUUGGAUAAUUUCAAAAUGGUCUUUGUUUUAGAGACUAUUUUGAUGUAUAUGUCUUUUGAGCCUUGUUAAGUGUCAGGGACUGGUAUAUAUAUAUAUAGAGAGAGAAAGUGUUUAUAUUUUUACAAAGACAAUAUUGUAUCUGCCACAUACAUGGUAGGUAAUUAAUAGUGAUUUAGAACUUACUCAUUUUGUAAAGUUGCUUGGUUUGACUUUUAGUUGUGACUGUUUUUCAUUGACACCAAUAAACUUUACUGGGAAUUUCUAAAAAUUAUGUGAUACUCAGUAUUUCUCAUGGAAUGUUUAACCAUAAAUCCCAUAUUAGUCAUAACAGUGGCCAUGCAGAGGCAAGGAAACCUAAGGGCUGAGAACUGUGGAGAAUCCAACCCCAAGACCUCCACGAGGGCCCUUGUGCUUCUGAAGGUGUCUGCUCCUUGGAUUUGCUCUUGCAUUCCUAAAACUUGACUGUUGGUCACGUUAACUAACUACCUUCAAUGUUUGGUUGAGAAAGUUACAUUUAAAAGCAGGCACAGCAGCUCAAGUCCUUGACGGCCACGCAAAGGCAUUGGGUUUCAUCAGUACUCACUGAGACAGAAGCUGUAGUUUUCUUGAAGGAAAAACUUUGCUGAGUCUACGUAAUGUCCAUCAUGGAAAUACCUUUUUUGCAAACCACUUUUCCCAUUAAUUCUAGCUGCUAAUAGCUUUCUGCUUUUGGUGGUACCUCAGUGAGGUGGCAGUAAAUGGAUACUUUCUUUCUAACCAGC
Molecule: messenger RNA, 3348 nt
Organism: Mus musculus (house mouse)
Lineage: Eukaryota; Metazoa; Chordata; Mammalia; Rodentia; Muridae
Gene: Trmt11
Product: tRNA methyltransferase 11
Exons: 13
Coding region: 1264-2457 (397 amino acids)
Cellular component (GO): tRNA methyltransferase complex; cytoplasm
Molecular function (GO): S-adenosylmethionine-dependent methyltransferase activity; nucleic acid binding; tRNA (guanine(10)-N2)-methyltransferase activity
Source: RefSeq, a predicted model, not a curated record